AUAUUGCAAAUGCUUAAUAAAUAAUUAGUCAAUUGGUUCUUCUUUAGUGGUGCUUUUUGUGAAAUAGAAAGAUACGUACAUUUUAAAAAAAAAAUUGAUGCUACUUCUAAUGUUCCUUAUGUAUAGUUUGGACAAUGAAUUUUUUUUGUUUUGAAGAAAAAUGGUUUCUUAGAAUUCAUUCAAAAAAAUGGUUUAGAUUUAAUAUUAAUUUUUUUUUUAAUUGCUAUUGAAGUCUAAAGAUAUCUUUAGUUGGACCAGAAAUGUGAUGGCUUUUAUGGUGCAUUGAACUAUAAAAGGACGGGCCGAGUUUCGUUUAUCAGUGAGUGGGAGCGCUCAGUUCAAAAUUUGCGCCUAUAAAAGCCCCCUCGACCCCUCCAUUUUUCUCUGUAAAUGCAAUUAAAAGUUAUACUACCAAACAUGCAAGCACUAAGAACCCUCCAUUUCCAUAAACACUUGCUCAAUCUCCCUCCUAAAACCCCCCUUUCACAUCUCCGUUACACCAUUAUCUGCCAUUUACGUCAGUUCCACUUCACUUCCCGACACCAUUUUCCUAACGACUCCACCGACGUCGCCGUACAAGGCUGGGCCGCUCCUCCAGCUGUUAGAGAAAACCCUAACGGUGAAAAUGUUCCGUCUAAAUCGACUACGAAUUACUCCAAUGUUUCAAAAGGUAGGGUUUAUGAAGUUAUAGGGAAUGGGAAUAAGAAGAAGGGGAAAGGGAAGACUAAAACAGUAUGGGUGUGUUCUGAUUGUGGGUAUGACGAUGGACAGUGGUGGGGGAUUUGUAAGCAGUGUAAUGGGAUUAAUACUAUGAAGAGAUUUUCGGAAGGGGUGGAGCGUCCUGUGAGUGGUUUUGAGGUUUCCGAGAAUGUGACGAGGUCGUGGUUGCCUCAUCAGAGUGUUAGAGCUAUGCCGACCAAAUUGACGGAUGUGAAUAAAGGGAUCAAUCAAUCCAAUUGGCGAAUCCCUCUGUCUGGCCUUUUUGGAGCUGAAAUGGGAAGAGUACUUGGUGGUGGUCUUGUGCCAGGUUGCUUAGUUUUAGUUGGCGGUGACCCAGGUGUUGGUAAGAGCACGUUACUGUUACAGAUUGCAGCCAUAGUUGCAGAGGGGUGUGAUAUGGGGGGACCAGCACCAGUUCUCUAUGUGUCUGGUGAAGAGAGUGUUGAGCAAAUUGGGAACAGAGCUGAUCGGAUGAGAAUCGGGACAGAUGAAAUAUUCUUGUAUGCAAGUACAGAUAUUGAGGAUAUUCUGGAAAAGGCCCAAACUCUUUCACUGCGAGCUUUGGUAAUUGAUUCCAUCCAGACAGUUUAUCUGAGAGGAGUAACUGGAAGUGCAGGAGGUCUAUCACAGGUAAAAGAAUGCACAGAAGCAUUGUUGCGGUUUGCCAAGAAGACCAAUAUCCCUGUGUUUCUGAUUGGACAUGUGACUAAAUCUGGUGAAAUAGCUGGUCCUCGCGUCUUGGAACACAUAGUUGAUGUUGUUCUUUAUAUGGAAGGAGAGAAGUAUUCAUCUCAUCGUUUACUUCGUUCAGUGAAGAAUCGAUUUGGAUGCACAGAUGAGCUUGGAGUGUUUGAAAUGUCACAAUCAGGUUUACAGGCUGUUUCAAACCCAAGUGAGAUGUUUCUAAGUGAGCAGCAGUCGGAUUCUGAGUUUCUGGCUGGAUUAGCUUUUACUGUAAUUAUGGAUGGAUCUCGAGCCUUUCUUAUUGAAAUUCAGGCAUUGUGUGUCGCUGGUUCAUCUGUCUCAAGACAAGUAAACGGUGUUCAAGCUGGCAGAGCUGAGAUGAUAAUUUCAGUUCUGAUAAAGCAAGCUGGUCUCAAGCUACAAGAGAAUGGUGUUUUUCUCAAUGUUGUCAGUGGUGUUCACUUGUCAGAGACUGCUGGUGAUCUUGCUGUAGCAGCAGCAAUUUGCAGCAGUUUUUUGGAAUUUCCUCUUCCUAUGGGCAUUGCAUUCAUUGGGGAAAUCGGCCUUGGCGGUGAAAUUCGUACAGUACCAAGAAUGGACAAAAGGAUAAAUACAGUGGCAAAGCUGGGAUAUAAGAAAUGUAUAAUUCCCAAAUCAGCUAAAACAUCAUUGUCAUCUUUAGAUCUCGGAGACACUGAAAUUGUGGCCUGCAGGAAUUUGAAAGAGAUGAUAAACAUUGUGUUCAGAAAACACUGAGAUGGGUUGUAGCAAGAUUUUUUUGUGUAUAUGGUGAUGCAGUAUUCACAGUACUGUAUAUUUUCUAGGCUGUGCUUGUAUUUUUCGUGCAGAGUUGUCAUUUUGCAGAGAGUACCACUGUAUAUUAACAUGGACGAAUGGUCUAAAGCUUAUUACCUUAUUUUGGUGGCAUCUAUAAAUUGGAGGCGUUUGAUA
Molecule: messenger RNA, 2355 nt
Organism: Capsicum annuum
Lineage: Eukaryota; Viridiplantae; Streptophyta; Magnoliopsida; Solanales; Solanaceae
Product: DNA repair protein RadA
Exons: 15
Coding region: 391-2160 (589 amino acids)
Biological process (GO): recombinational repair
Molecular function (GO): ATP-dependent DNA damage sensor activity; damaged DNA binding; ATP hydrolysis activity
Source: RefSeq, a predicted model, not a curated record